Molecule: messenger RNA, 33964 nt
Organism: Oxyura jamaicensis (ruddy duck)
Lineage: Eukaryota; Metazoa; Chordata; Aves; Anseriformes; Anatidae
Gene: OBSCN
Product: obscurin, cytoskeletal calmodulin and titin-interacting RhoGEF
Exons: 121
Coding region: 255-31058 (10267 amino acids)
Biological process (GO): protein phosphorylation
Molecular function (GO): ATP binding; protein binding; protein kinase activity
Source: RefSeq, a predicted model, not a curated record
CAGCCUAACCCCGAGCCGCAAAGGCACUGCCGGGGGACUUGGGGGGACCUCCUGCUGCACGUCCCUGCCAUCGCUGGGGUUUCUGUUUUAUUUUGCUGAAGGGGAAAGGGGGGAACCAAAAGCAACAUGGUCCCCCCACGUCCUCUGUUCCCCUUUUCCCCCUUCCCCCUUCUGUCAUCUCAGUAGGAAGCGGCUGUUACCCUGCCCAGAGCUUUUUACCUCCUCAGACCCUGACAAGACUCCAGGUAACCAAGAUGGAUUACAGCUCGUUCAGUGGAGUCCCCCGAUUCUUGACCCGGCCUAAGGCAUUUAUGGUGUCUGUGGGGAAGGAUGCCACCCUGAGCUGCCAGAUCAUUGGGAACCCCAUCCCAGUUGUGAGCUGGGAAAAGGAUAAACUUCCAGUCCAGUCUGGGGGAAGGUUUAAAACAACAGAAGAUGGGGAUCUCUAUCGGCUAACAAUCUAUGAUCUGAGCCUGGAGGACAGUGGCCAAUACAUCUGCCGGGCCAAGAACACCAUUGGGGAGGCGUUUGCUGCUGUCAGUAUCAAAGUUGGAGAGGAGACCACGGUAACAGAGUCAGCCCCGUAUUUCAUCCAGAAACCGUCCUCCAUUAAAGUAACUUUGGGUGAGGAUGCCAUGUUCAAAUGUAAAGUUCAGGGCAGCCCUCCCCUCUCGGUGAACUGGGAGAAAGACGGGAGACACCUGCGGAACCGGGCCGACGCAGGCCGCUUCCAGAUCGAGUCUGCCGGGGAGUCAAAUGCUCUCACCAUCCAAUGUGCCCGGCUGGGGGACAGCGGCACGUACACGUGCCGGGCGGAGAAUCUCAUCGGCUCUGCCAGCGCUUCAGCUGCGCUGGUGGUGGAAACGCAGGGCUCUUUGAACCCAGGCAGCAGCAGCCAUUUUGACACCAGCUGCGGCAAGACGGCUUCCUUGUUGUCUCACUUGCAAAAGAGGCGGGAGGAGAUCAGGAAGACGGACAUAGCCCAUGGGUCUCUUGAUUCUACAGCUGCCCAGUCUUACUCCUUGACAGAAGGGCUGUCCAGCAUCGGUUACAGCCUCUCCCGGGACUACGAACGGGCGGCUGGCCUCACCACCAAAGGGGCCCGCAACGCAACCUUCGGGGCGCUGACACGCAUGUGCAGCGUGACGGAGGGCAAGCACGCUAAGCUGAGCUGCUACGUGACGGGUGAGCCCAAGCCUGAGAUCGUGUGGAAGAAGGACAACGAGGUCAUUUCGGAAGGGCGGCGGCAUGUCAUCUACGAGGACGAUCAGGAGAACUUUGUGCUGAAGAUCCUCUUCUGCAAGCAGGUAGACAACGGGCUGUACACCUGCACGGCCUCUAACCUGGCGGGCCAGACCUACAGCUCCGUGUUGGUCACUGUCAAAGAACCCUCGAUACCCUUCAAGGAAAAACUGAAGGAUCUUGAGGUUCGGGAGAAGGAAUCUGCCACCUUCCAGUGCGAGGUACCUGUUCCUAGUACGGAGACGGCUUGGUUCAAGGAGGAAACCAAACUCCGGCAGAGCAAGAAAUACAACAUCGAGGAAGAGGGCACGUACCGCCGGCUCACCGUCCAGAACGUCACUGCAGACGAUGAUGCCGUCUAUAUCUGUGAGAUGAAAGAAGGGAGCAGGACCAUUGCAGAGCUGUCUGUCCAAGGGAACAUCAUUAAAAAACUUCCACGAAAGACUGCAGUUUCCAUAAACGAUACAGCCAUCUUCUGUGUGGAGCUGGACAACGAAUGCCAGAACAUCCGCUGGCUGAAAAACAAAGAGGAGGUGAAAGCCAGUGAUCGAAUCUCCAUCACAUGCUCCGGCAAGCAACACACCAUGAUCAUCCGAGAGUGUACGAUGGAAGACGCUGGCGAAAUUGCCUUCUUGGCUGAUGACAGCAGGACUUCUACCCGGUUCACUGUGACCACUCCCAAGAAACCACCCACACAACCCCCAGUUGACCCCGUGGUGAAAAAUAAAACAGAAACCUCAGUGACGCUAGCAUGGUCCCCUCCGAAGCUGGACCGCCCCAUUCCAAUCGAUGGCUACGUAGUGGAACGCAAGAAACUAACUGGCUUUACCUGGGUGAGGUGCCACGAGUCUCAUGUCCCUGUCCCUGAGUUCACGGUGAGCAAUCUGGCAGAAGAAGCUGAUUACCAGUUCCGAGUGUCUGCUGUCAACGCGCAUGGACAGAGCCCGUAUCUGGAAUUCCCAGGGAGCUUGCACCUUGAACCGGUCCUGGCUGUGAAAACCCCCUUGACAACCGCUGAAGCUGUACCUGGAGGGGACGCCAUGUUCACUAUUGACCUCACAAAAACGUGUUCUGGAACUUGGUACCUUAAUGGUAAAGUCUUGCAGGAAAGUGAGACCUAUAUCAUUAAGAGAACCCAAACUACUCACAACCUAAUCAUAAAGAAUGUCACCAAGAACGACGAUGGAGCAGAAGUGAAAUUUGUUGCCAACAAUGUUGAUAUGAGCACCAAGAUGAGAGUGAGAGGUGCUGCAGUGAGAUUUACCAACAAGAGCAGAGAUAUAGAAAAGGUCUCUGCUCGGCUGCGUGAGGAAGCCAAACUUCAGGCUGAGCUUUCAGACAUAGAUGCUACUGUGAAGUGGAUGAAGGAUGGGAAAGAGCUCAAGGCCAGUGAAAAAUAUGAACUUCAAGCUGUGGGGAAGAGGCACAUCCUGAAAAUUUGCAACAUUGCAACAGAGGAUGCUGGAGUUUAUCAGUGCAUCUGUGAAGGGGAUAAAAUGGUCUUCCAGCUUUCAGUGAAAGCACUUGCAAACUUCAUAAACAAAGAGAAAACUGGAGGAGUUAUCAGGGCCAUCACUGGAAAACAGGCUGAAUUUGUUUCUGAGACCUCUGAAGCCAACAUCAUGGUUAAGUGGUAUAAAGAUGGCAAAGAAAUCACGGCGAGCAAGAAAUUCACCAUGGAAGAUAAGGGGAAGCUGCAUAAGCUUGUGGCUUCAGCUGUGACAAAAGAAGAUGAGGGAACAUACACAUGCAAAAUUGGAGAUGACACUCUUAUUUUUGAUUUAAAAGUCUCAGAUGAAGCUGUUAAUUUUGUCAACAAGCCCAAAACAACUCCGGAAAUAUCAGUCAGUCCUUCUGAAAACCUUGAGCUGGUGUGUGAGGUGUCGGCUGCAAGUGGAACUGUCGUAUGGAAGAAGGAUCAAACUGAGGUGAAGCAGGACCAGAGGACAACAAUCAUCUCUCAGGGGACACACCGCAAGCUCAUCAUCAAAAAUGUAACACUGCAAGACCAAGGGAGCUAUACCUGUGAAACAAAGAACGACAAAGCAACAUUCCAAGUCAAAGUCAGAGAGAAAGAUGUGUUUACAAACAAGGACAAGGUACAAAAGGAGGUGAAGGCUGCACUGACACAAAAUGCCACGCUGGGCUGUGAGGUAGCCCAGGAGAAGACCGAUGUGAAAUGGUACAAGGAGGGGAAGCUGAUCACCUCGAGCAAGAAGUUCAAGGUGGAGUCGGAGGGCAAAUCUCGUCGGCUGGUGGUGAGUGAGGUGGAGAAGAAAGAUGCUGGGGAGUACAGCUGUGAGGCUGCUGGCCAGAAGCUGACCUUCAAGAUUGUUGUCACAGAAGUAGAAGACGGUUUUAUCAACAAGGACAAAGUGCAGAAGGAGGUGAAAGCUGCACUGACACAAAAUGCCACGCUGAGCUGCGAGGUGGCCCAGGAGAAGACCGAUGUGAAAUGGUACAAGGAGGGGAAGCUGAUCACCUCGAGCAAGAAGUUCAAGGUGGAGUCGGAGGGCAAAUCUCGUCAGCUGGUGGUGAAUGAGGUGGAGAAGAAAGAUGCUGGGGAGUACAGCUGUGAGGCUGCUGGCCAGAAGCUGACCUUCAAGAUUGUUGUCACAGAGCCAGAAGCUGUAUUUACAAACAAGGAGAAGGUGCAGAAGGAGGUGAAAGCUGCACUGACACAAAAUGCCACGCUGAGUUGUGAGGUGGCCCAGGAGAAGACCGACGUGAAAUGGUACAAGGAGGGGAAGCUGAUCACCUCGAGCAAGAAGUUCAAGGUGGAGUCAGAGGGCAAAUCUCGUCGGCUGGUGGUGAAUGAGGUGGAGAAGAAAGAUGCUGGGGAGUACAGCUGUGAGGCUGCUGGCCAGAAGCUGACCUUCAAGAUUGUUGUUACAGAAGCAGAGGAUGCUUUUGUGAACAAGGAGAAGGUACGGAAGGAGGUGCAGGCAGCCACAAAAGAAAAUGCCACGCUGAGCUGCGAGGUGGCCCAGGAGAAGACCGACGUGAAAUGGUACAAGGAGGGGAAGCUGAUCACCUCAAGCAAGAAGUUCAAGGUGGAGUCGGAGGGCAAAUCUCGUCGGCUGGUGGUGAGUGAGGUGGAGAAGAAAGAUGCUGGGGAGUACACCUGUGAGGCUGCUGGCCAGAAGCUGACCUUCAAGAUUGAUGUCACAGAGCCAGAAGUUGUAUUCACAAACAAGGAGAAGGUGCAGAAGGAGGUGAAAGCUGCACUGACACAAAAUGCCACACUGAGCUGCGAGGUGGCCCAGGAGAAGACCGAUGUGAAAUGGUACAAGGAGGGGAAGCUGAUCACCUCGAGCAAGAAGUUCAAGGUGGAGUCAGAGGGCAAAUCUCGUCAGCUGGUGGUGAAUGAGGUGGAGAAGAAAGAUGCUGGGGAGUACAGCUGUGAGGCUGCUGGCCAAAAACUGACCUUCAAGAUUGUUGUCACAGAGCCAGAAGCUGUAUUCACAAACAAGGAGAAGGUGCAGAAGGAGGUGAAAGCUGCACUGACACAAAAUGCCACGCUGAGCUGCGAGGUGGCCCAGGAGAAGACCGAUGUGAAAUGGUACAAGGAGGGGAAGCUGAUCACCUUGAGCAAGAAGUUCAAGGUGGAGUCGGAGGGCAAAUCUCGUCGGCUGGUGGUGAGUGAGGUGGAGAAGAAAGAUGCUGGGGAGUACAGCUGUGAGGCUGCUGGCCAGAAACUAACCUUCAAGAUUGUUGUCACAGAAGUAGAGGAUGGUUUUAUCAACAAGGAGAAGGUGCAGAAGGAGGUGAAAGCUGCACUAACAGAAAAUGCCACACUGAGCUGCGAGGUGGCCCAGGAGAAGACCGACGUGAAAUGGUACAAGGAGGGGAAGCUGAUCACCUCAAGCAAGAAGUUCAAGGUGGAGUCAGAGGGCAAAUCUCGUCGGCUGGUGGUGAAUGAGGUGGAGAAGAAAGAUGCUGGGGAGUACAGCUGUGAGGCUGCUGGCCAGAAAAUGACCUUCAAGAUUGUUGUCACAGAGCCAGAAGCUGUAUUCACAAACAAGGAGAAGGUGCAGAAGGAGGUGAAAGCUGCACUAACAGAAAAUGCCACACUGAGCUGUGAGGUGGCCCAGGAAAAGACCGAUGUGAAAUGGUACAAGGAGGGGAAGCUGAUCACCUCGAGCAAGAAGUUCAAGGUGGAGUCAGAGGGCAAAUCUCGUCGGCUGGUGGUGAAUCAGUUGGAGAAGAAAGAUGCUGGGGAGUACACCUGUGAGGCUGCUGGCCAGAAAAUGACCUUCAAGAUUGAUGUCGCAGAGCCCAAACCUGCAUUUAUAAACCAGGAAAAGGUACAGAAGGAGGUGAAUGCUGUCCUGACUGAAAGCGCCGUUCUCAGCUGUGAGGUAGCGCAGGAUGCAACUGAAGUAAAAUGGUACAAGGAUGGCAGACUGCUUGUUUCCUCUAGAAAGUUCAAAAUAGAAACAGUGGGUAAAACCCGCCGUCUGGUUGUAGAGCAGCUGGAAAAGAAAGAUGCUGGAGAAUAUAUCUGUGAGGCUGCUGGCCAGAAACUGACCUUCAAGUUGGAACCAACUGAACCAGAGGCUAAAUUUGAAAAUAAAGUUGUCCAGAAGGAGCCCCUCAUUGUUCAAGAACAUGAAAGCAUCACUUUGACUACUUCAGUAACGCCUGAAACUGCUGUAGUAAAGUGGUUCAAAGAUGGAGCAGAAAUCAGAGCAAACAAGAAGUAUGAGAUCAAGAGCGAGGGGGCAUCCAGGACUCUGACAGUGAACCUGGCGGAGAGCACAGACACUGCUGUGUACACCUGCAAGACAAAAAGUGACAAGCAGGAAUUCAAAGUACAGGUCAAAGAAAUCCCAGUGAAGUUUGCCAAAAAGCUUGAAGCUGUUAAUGCUGAGAUUGGAGGCAGCGUGUCUUUGACCUGUGAAGUCAGCCAUGCCAAAGGGAAGGUGGUGUGGCGCAGGAAUGGAGUUGAGAUCAAGCCCAGCAAACGUUUCCAAAUUCACGAGGAGGGUGUCAAACGAACCCUGACAAUAACAGGCAUCCGGGCUGAGGAUGAGGGAGAGUACUUCUGUGAGUCCAGAGAUGACAAGAGCAGCGUUACCAUCACCCCCAAAGCUCCCAGAGUGGUGAAAUUUGUUACGAGUCUCAACAGUGUGGUCUCUGAGGAAGGAAAAGAAGCUGUGUUCAAGUGCACCGUUUCUCCCAGUGAUGCUGUAGUCACGUGGCUCAGGAAUGGUGUCAAGAUCGAAGCCAGCAAGAAGUAUGUGAUCUCACAGAAGGACACCAACCACAGUCUCACGAUCACUGAUCUGACACUGGAAGAUGCAGCUGAAAUCUCUGCCAAUGCGGAGGGUGUAGAAAGCACAGCCAAUCUCAGAGUCCGAGAGGCCUCAAUAUCCUUCAAGAAGAAACUGGAGGCCAGAACAGUUGAAGAGAAGGAUACAGUGACCUUGGAAGUAGAACUGACCAAGCCUGCAGAGGUGAAGUGGAUGAGGAACAGCAUCGUAUUGAAGCCCAGUGAAAAAAUAGAGAUCAAAACUGAGGGAACAAAGCAUAUCUUGGUGGUUAAGGACAUCUCCUUUGCAGACAGGGGCUUUUACUGCUGUGAGAGUCCUGAUGACAAGACCCAAGCCAAGAUCAAUGUGGAAAUGAGGCAGAUCAAGCUGGUGAAAGGCCUUCAGCCCCUCGAAGUCUCUGAGAAAGGGACUGUCACCUUUGAGGUGGAGGUGUCCCACGAGGAUGUGGAAGGGACCUGGCAGAAGGACGGCGUUCGGCUGAAGCCUGCCCAAAAUAUCAGUAUGGGCGUCCAGGGGAAGAAGCAUUCACUGACACUUUCUUCUGUGACUCUUGAAGAUGCAGGACUCAUCUCCUUCAAGGCAGAUGGCAUUCACUCGUCAGGGAGGCUCACUGUGACAGAAUUGCCUGUGAAAAUCAGCAAACCAUUGGUAGAUGUUAGUGUAACUCAGAAGGACAAGGUCACAUUUGAGUGCGAGCUGUCCAGGCCCAACGUGGAUGUUAAGUGGUUCAAGGAUGGGAAGGAGCUCCGGCAAAGUAAAAAAGUGGGAAUUGUUUCCCAAGGAAAUAAGAGGAGUCUCGUUAUUCACAAGUGUGAAUAUGAAGACCAGGGAACCUACAUGUGUAAAGCAGCUGAAGACAAGACAUCAGCUACCCUAAAGGUUCAUGCCCGAGAUAUCAAGAUUGUUAAACCACUGGAAGAUGUGGAGGUGAAUGAAUAUGAGAGUGCAUCUUUCGUCUGUGAGAUUUCACAUGAUGAGGUCCAAACCCAGUGGUACAAAGAUGACAGCAAGCUGAAGGCUGAUGACAAUAUUAGAAUGCGUCAAGAUGGAAAGACCUACUCACUGACUUACGCGCGUGUCCAAGUGAAAGAUGCAGCAGAGAUCAAAUUUGUCGCUGAAAAGGCAGAAUCUCGUGCCCAGCUUAGAGUGAAAGAGCUGCCUGUAAAAAUUGUGAAGCCUUUGCGGGAUAAGAUUGCACUUGAAAAACAUCGGGGAUUCCUGGAAUGCCAAGUAUCUCGUGCCAACGCUGAAGUUAGAUGGUAUAAAAAGGAUAUGGAAAUUCACCCUAGUGACAAAUAUGAAAUUGUGAGCGAAGGUGUCUAUCGGAAACUCAUCAUCAACGAUGCAGAUUAUGAAGAUGAGGACACGUACACUUGUGAUGCCUUUGAUGACAAAAGCAGUGCUCAUUUCUUUGUUGAAGAGCAAUCCAUUAAUAUUAUAAAGGAGCUGUGUGAUGAGGACGUGACUGAGCCCGAAGAAGCCAAAUUUGAAUGUGAGAUAUCCAUUCCAUCUGUGAAACCCCCCAAAUGGUAUCUACGUGGAGAAGUCUUACAGGCUGGCAGAAACAUUAUCAUGCAGCAAGAAGGCACCAUCCACCGGUUGACAAUACUGAAAACCAGCGCCGAUAUGACAGGCACCGUUCAGUUCUCCAUCGGCAAAUCAAAAUCCACAGCAAACCUGCUUGUCAGAGAUUACCAUAUACAGAUCACCAGGAAGAUGGAGGAUAAGACAGCUUUGGAACGCCAUUCUGUCAUCCUGUCUUGUGACUUCAGACCUUCUCCAAAGGUUGUGAAAUGGUUCAAGGGCCACACUCCCAUUGAGCCCUCUGAAAAGUACAAGAUGAAGCGGGAGAAGCAUUCAGCAGAGCUCAAGAUUCUGAAGGUGAAGCCUGAAGAUGCUGGUGUGUACAAGUGCAGGGCAGGAAAUGCAGAGACUGAAGCCACACUGACAGUUGAAGCCCGCAACGUAGAAGUAAUCAAACACCUGCAGGAUGUGGAAGUUGAAGAAGAGAGCUCUGCUGUCUUCUCCUGCAAGCUGUCCCAUGAUGACGAGGAUGUGGAAUGGUUCCUGAACGGCACCCUCCUUUACACCAACAAUUUCAAUGACAUCAAGAAUGUUGGCAACUGCUACAUGCUGACGAUGAAGCAGGUCAAGCCUGAAGAUGCUGGCACAGUGACAAUGAAGUCAGACAAGGUGUCAGAGACCGCGCAUCUGAAGGUGAUAGAGAAGCCUGCUGUCUUCAUGAAAUCCUUGGAUGAUGUUUUUGGUGAGGAGCGGGGUGUAAUUAAACUGGAAUGUGAAGUCUCCAAAGAGAAGGUCAAACCUGUUUGGAAAAAGGAUGGUGUGGUGCUCACUGCUGGAAACAAGUAUGAGCAGAUACAGUCUGGGAAGACUCUGUGUCUCCUUAUCCAUGACCUCGAAAAGACAGAUGCAGGUCUAUACACCUGUGAUAUUGGCACUGAUGUUGCCAAGUCAAAGGUCAGCAUUCAGGAGCUGAACAUUGGCAUUACCAAACGGCUGAAGAACACUGAAAUCCAGGAGGGAGAAGACUGUACGUUCGAGUGCAUUUUGUCCCAUGAAAGCAUUGAUGACUUCAACUGGACACUGAAUGGGAGCAAAGUGGAAAGUGGAGGGCGAUUUAAAGCCUUUAACAUGGGUCGGAAGUAUACUCUGAGCAUCAAAAGUGCGAUUCCUGAUGAUAGUGGGGAAGUCAUUUUCACUGCCCGUGGUCUAAUCUCCAAGGCCUCUCUGGUUGUGAAAGAAAAGCCUACGGAGGUUACAAAACAACUGGAGGACAAAACAGCAGCAGCGGGGCAGGACAUCAGCCUGAGCUGCGAAUUGUCAAAGCCCGAUGUGAGCAUCAGGUGGUACAAGGAUGGCAAAGCAAUCCGAAAAAGCCAGAAGUAUGACUUGCAGCAAGAGGGAACACGGGCCAUCCUGGUCAUCCAUGACUCCACAGUCAAGGACAGUGGGGAGUACACCUGUGAGACAGAAGUCUCUAAAACGAAAGCCAGGAUCACAGUGCAGGAAAAGCCUAAUUACUUUGUCGAGGAACUUUCAGAUCUGAAGGUCGAUGAAAGUGGAACUGCAGUUUUUACAUGCCAGAGUGAGAAAACUGCAUCCUCUGUGGUCUGGAGGAAAGGCAUAGCUGAACUCAGGGCUAGCAGGAAAUACGAGAUCACGCAGAAAGGACAAGUCCUGCAGCUGACCAUAAAUAAUUUGGAGAAAAGUGACAGUGACGUGUAUACCUGCGACAUUGGUGAUGCCCAGUCCAGAGCCAAGCUAGUUGUGCAAGGCCAGAAAGUGCUAAUAACAGAAGACCUGGAAGAUGUCACUGUGUUAGAAGGAGAAUCUGCCAUGUUCAAAUGCAGAAUCUCUCCUGUAGACUAUAGCAAAGUGCAGUGGUUUUUGGAUAAAACCCCACUUCAUACCAAUGAACUUAAUGACAUCCAGUCUCAGCCUGGUGGAUAUCACUUGCUAACACUGAAAAAGCUCUCACUGAAGGACUCGGGGGUCAUUACAUUUGAAGCUGGUGAUAAGAAAACAUCUGCCAGUUUGGUUGUUAAAGAAAAGCCCUGCAUCUUCACAAAGGAGCUGGUUGAUACUGAAGUCACUGAGGGAGAGGAUGUGAUUCUCCACUGUGAAAUCUCCAAAUCAGACAGCCCUGUAAAGUGGUGCAAAGACGGGAAGAGCCUUAGGAAUUCUUCUAAGUAUAACAUCAGCCGGUCGGGAUUUGAAGCCAAGCUGGUCAUUCACAGGGCAGAAGAAAGAGACAGUGGCAGAUAUGAGUGUGAGGCUGGAGCAGCUAAAAGUAGUGCGGUUAUUACUGUCAAGGAAAUACCAGUUCUCUUCAAGCAAGAGCUUCGAAAUGAAGAAGCUAAAGAAGGAAAACAAGUCAAACUGACCUGUGAGCUCAGCAAACCCGAUACCCCAGUGAAAUGGAUGAAAGGAGACACUGUUCUUUAUGCCAGUGAGAAGUAUGAAUUUAAGCAGCAUGGCACUGUGGCAGAGCUCAUUAUUCGAGAUGUCAAAUCGGUAGACUCUGGGGACUAUACCUGUACUGCUGGAGAACUGAAGACCACUGCUCAGGUGAAAGUAAAUGCUGUGCCUGUCCUUUUUAAACAAACCCUGGAGAACAAGGAAAUGGAAGAGGGGAAAUCUGUCUCUUUGCGCUGUGAACUCACAAAAGCUGAUGCCACUGUGGUGUGGAAGAAGGGAGAAGCCACACUCCAGGCAAGUGCCAAAUAUGAAAUGAAGCAGAAGGGGACAGUUGCAGAGCUGGUGAUUCAUAAUGCAGAGCCAGAAGAUGCGGGAAGAUACACCUGUGACACUGGAGACCAGCAGACCACAGCCCAAGUCAAAAUCCAUGCCGUCUCUGCACUCAUCGAAGAAGAGCUUAAGAGCCUGGAAGCUCUGGAAGGUGGGACAGCCACCCUGCGCUGCCAGCUGAGCAGAGAGGCCCCCGUGGAGUGGAGGAAGGGGCACACUGUUCUCAGGCCGAGUAACAAGUACAGGAUGAGACAAGAGGGCACAGUGGCUGAGCUGCUGAUCCAUGAUGUGGACGCAAAGGAUGCUGGAGACUAUACAUGUGUAGUGGGAAGCCAAAAAACCACAGCAGCCUUAUCAGUGAAUGCCCUGCCAGUCCGUUUCAAAAAAGAGCUGAAGAAUGAGGAAGCCACGGAGAGUGGGACGGCCACGCUGCAGUGUGAGCUGAGCAAGGCAGGCAGCUCGGUCGAGUGGAGGAAGGACGGAAAGGUCCUGAUGCCAAAUGGCAAAUAUAAAAUGAGACGGGAAGGCCGCUUUGCUGAGCUGGUAAUCCAAGACCUAGACUUGACCGAUGCUGGGAGUUACACCUGUGUGUGUGAAGACCAGAAGACUACAGCUACUUUGAGAGUGAAUGCCUUGCCCAUCCUCUUCCAAGAAGAAAUGGUGAACAAGGAAGCUACAGAGGGUGAGGCAGUUGCUUUGCACUGUAAACUGAGCAAAUCGGCUCCCGUUGAGUGGAGAAAGGGGAAUAAAGUCCUCAAACCAAGUGAAAAAUACAAAAUAGAGCAGGAAGGCCCCUUUGCGGAGCUGAUCAUCCAGGAUUUGGAUUUGACAGAUGCUGGUGAUUACAGCUGUGUGUGUGGAGAUCAACAGACUACAGCCGCUUUGACAAUAAAUGUCCUACCCACUCUUUUCACCAAAGAACUGAAAGAUGCAGAAGCUACAGAAGGUAAAAGUGUCUCUCUGCGCUGUGAGCUGAACAAGGCUGCUGCUAACGUGGAGUGGAAAAAGGGAUUCAAGACCCUCAAAUCAAGUGACAAGUAUAAAAUGAAACGAGAAGGUGUUGUUGCUGAGCUUAUAAUCCAAAAUCUAGACACGACGGAUGCUGGAAAUUAUUCCUGCGUGUGUGGAGACCAGCAGACUAUGGCAGUUUUAACAGUACAUGCUUUGCCUGCGUUUUUCAAAGAAGGUUUGAAAAACAGAGAAGCCACAGAUGGUGCAACAGCCACGCUGCACUGCGAGCUGAGCAAGGUCGGGGUCCCAGUGGAGUGGAAAAAGGGGGACAAGACACUCAAACCAAGUGAUAAGUAUAGGAUGAGACAAGAAGAAACCUCUGCAGAGCUGUUGAUCCGAGAUCUGGAGGUAGAAGAUACCGGAGAAUAUACUUGUGUGUGUGGAGAUCAGAAGACUUCAGCUGUCCUGACAGUCCAUGCUUUGCCUACACUGUUCAAAAAAGAGCUCGCCAAUAUGGAAGCCACAGAAAGCGGGACAGCUGUUCUGCAGUGUGAGCUAACCAAAUCCACUCCGGUGGAGUGGAAGAAAGGGCAAGAGGUGCUCAAGCCUAGUGACAAGUACAAAGUGAGGCUGAAGGAUACCAUUGCUGAGCUGACAAUCCAUAACCUGGUGGAACAAGACACGGGAGAUUACACGUGUGUGUGCGGAGAGAGGACAACUACUGCAUCCUUGACAGUGAAUGCCCUUCCUCCGCAUUUUAAAAAAGAACUGAAGAACAUGGAAGCCACAGAAAAUGGUACAGUCACUUUGUGCUGUGAACUGAACAAGCCUGCAGCUUCUGUGGAAUGGAGGAAAGGAGACAGAGUCCUAGAGCCAAAUGACAAGUUCUCCAUAAGAUGCGAGGGCACAAUUGCUGAGCUGAUGAUCCGUGACUUAGAUCUGACAGAUGCUGGAGAUUACACAUGCUGUUACGGAGAUCAGAAAUCUACAGCUGCCCUAAAAGUGAAUGCCUUGCCUGCACACUUCAAGGAAGAGAUGAAGAACGAGGAAGCCACAGAAGGUGAAACAGCUACACUACAAUGUGAACUGUCUAGGGCUGCCUCUGUGGAGUGGAAAAAGAAACACAAAGUGCUCAAAUCAAGUGAAAAGUAUACUAUGAGACAGGAAGGUACCACAGCACAACUACUGAUCCAUGCUUUAGAAGUCAAGGACGCUGGGGAGUAUACCUGUGUGUGUGGAGACGAGAAGACUACUGCAGCAUUGACAGUGCACGCCCUUCCUGCUCUCUUCAAAGAAGAGUUAAGAGAUGAGGAAGCCACUGAGGGCGAAGCAGUCACUCUGCGCUGUGAGUUGACCAAGACUGCUCCAGUGGAAUGGAAAAAGGGGCACAGAGUACUCAAACCUAGUGAGAAAUACAAAAUGAGGCAGAAGGAUGCCACUGCAGAACUGGUGAUCCAUAACCUAGAUGAGAGUGAUGCUGGUGAUUACACCUGUGUGUGUGGGGAUAAGCAGUCCACAGCUUCCUUAGCAGUACACGCGCUGCCUGCACGCAUCAAGGAAGGCCUGAAGGACGAGGAAGUAACAGAGGGUCGAACAGCCACUCUGCGCUGCGAGCUGACCAAAGUUGCUCAGGCAGAGUGGAGAAAGGGAAGCACUUUGCUCAAAGCCAGCGACAAAUACAAAAUGAGACAGGAGGGCACAGUCAUGAAGCUGCUUGUCCAUGAUGUAGAACUGAAAGAUGCUGGAGAAUACACUUGUGUGUGUGGAGAACAGGAGACAACAGCUGCCUUGAUAGUGAAUGCCCUGCCUGCGCUUUUCAAAGAGGAACUGAAGAACCUGCAGGCCAUGGAAAGCCAAACAGCCACCCUGCGCUGUGCGCUGACCAAGGCUGCAUCUGUGUCAUGGAAGAAAGGAAACAAAAUACUCAGAGCAAGUGAAAAAUACAUCAUGCGGCAGGAUGAUGUCCUUGCUGAGCUGGAAAUUCGUGAGCUAGAUCUUCAGGAUGCAGGAGAUUACACCUGUGUGUGUGGAGACCAACACACCACUGCUUCUCUGACAGUGAAUGCCCUGCCAGUGGUUUUCAAGGAAGAACUGAAAAAUGAAGAAGUCUUGGAAGGAACGUCAGUUUCUCUGCAUUGUGAAUUAAGCAAAGAAGCUCCAGUGCAGUGGAAAAUAGGGUCCAAAGUGCUAAAAGCAAGUGACAAAUAUCAAAUGAGUCAGCGUGGCACCACUGCUGAGUUGGUCAUUCGUGACCUAGAUGUAAAAGAUGCUGGAGAUUACACCUGUCUUUGUGGUGACCAGAAGACAACAGCAACUUUAACAGUUCAUGCUCUGCCACCACUCUUUAAGGAAGAGCUAAAGAACAAGGAAGCAGAAGAAGGUGGAGAUGUCACCCUGCACUGCGAGCUCACCAAGGCUGCUCCAGUGGAGUGGCAGAAGGACCAGAGGAUUCUCAAAAUGAGCAAGAAAUACAAAAUGAGGCAGGAAGGGACCCGGGCAGAGCUGGUGAUUCAUGAAAUAGCUGAGGAAGAUGCAGGAGACUAUACCUGUGUGUGCGGAGAGCACCAGACCACAGCUGUCUUAACAGUACAGGCUAUGCCUCCAUUUUUCCAAGAAGAACUGACCAACAGGGAAGCAGUAGAAGGUGGAACGGCCACUUUGCACUGUGAGCUCAGCAAGGCAUCUGCCCCUGUCCGGUGGAAGAAGGGCCAUCACAUCCUCACCUCGGGCAACAAGUACAGCAUGAGCCAGGAAGGCUGUGUCGUGGAGCUGGUAGUUCAUGAUUUAGACUUGAAUGAUGCUGGAGAUUAUACCUGUGUGUGUGGAGAUGAGACCACUACAGCUGCCUUAACAGUGCAUGCACUGCCUCCAGAAUUCAAAACAGACCUGAAGGACCUAGAAGCUGAAGAAAGCGGGACAGCUACGCUGCACUGUGAGCUAACUAAACCUGCUGUGGUGGAGUGGAAGAAAGGGCAGGAGGUGCUCAAAGCAAGCAGCAAAUAUAAAAUGAGACAAGAUGGUGCUGUUGCAAAGCUGCUUAUCCAUGAGCUGGAUGUGGAGGACGCUGGGGAUUAUACAUGUGUGUGUGGAGAUCAGCAGACAACAGCCACUUUGACAGUCAAUGCCCUACCAGCACUUUUUAAACAAGAGCUUCAGAAUGCCGAGGCAGAAGAAGGUGGUAUGGCAACACUGAGGUGUGAGCUUACCAAACCCAAGGCUCCAGUGGAGUGGAGGAGAGGCGAUAUUACUCUCUACCCCGGUUUGAAAUACGAAAUGAAGCAGCAGGGCUCCAGUGCUGAGCUGGUCAUUUAUGACUUAGAACUGGAUGAUUCAGGAGAGUACACCUGUGACUCUGGACAUCAGCAGACAACAGCUGCAGUAAUCGUACAUGCACUACCUGUCACGUUUAAGCAACCCCUUCAAAAUAAGGAAUCAGAGGAAGGAAGUACAGCUACUUUCUGCUGCGAGCUAUCAAAACCCAGUGCUGCAGUGGAAUGGAAGAAAGGAGGAGUGGUGCUGCAGCCCAGCCAGAAGUAUGAAAUGAGACAAAGGGAAUGCCUGGUAGAGCUCUUAAUACAUAAUCUCAAAUUAGAAGAUACAGGAGAAUACAGCUGUGAUACUGGGGAUCAGGAAACAAAGGCAUCUUUAAACGUGAAAGCCCUACCAGUUCUUUUCAAAAGGGAGCUUAAGGACAAGGAAGUUGAAGAAGGAGCUGCAGUGAAAUUCCAGUGUGAGCUGACAAAGGAAAAUGCAACUGUGGAGUGGAGGAAAGGCACCAUGGAGCUCUUCUCAUGCGCCAAAUAUGAAAUUAAAUUAAGUGGUUGCACAGCUGAACUUGUGAUCCAUAAUGUAGAACCAGAAGAUGCCUCCGAUUAUACAUGUGAUACAGGAGACCAGCAGAGCACAGCGGUCCUCCACGUGAAUGCCAUCAAGCCCCAGCUGAGGCAGCAGCUGAAGAAUGAAGAAGUGGAAGUGGGAGGAACAGCCAAGCUGCGCUGUGAGCUUUCCAUAAGCAAAACAGAAGUGGAGUGGAGGAAGGAUGGAGUCCUGCUUCAGUCGAGUUCCAAGUACGAAAUGUGGCAGCACGGUACCGUCCGUGAGCUGCGUGUUCACCGCUUGGAGCCUAGUGAUGCUGGCGAAUAUUCCUGCAAGGCUGGAGACGAGAUGACCUCUGCUAAACUGACCGUGAAAGAGCCUGAUGUGACCAUUGUGAGUGGCCUAAAGGACAUGGUGGUAUUCGAAGGGGAUGAUGUCACCUUCCAGUGCCAGGUUUCCCAUGAGAAUGCAAGGGAUGUUGAAUGGAAGCUACAGGAUGUUGCUCUGCAAAAUAAUGAAAUGAAUGAGAUCUCGGUGGAAAAGGGAAAGAUCCAUAAGCUGACAUUAAGGAAGGUGACAGAGCAGGACAUUGGCACCAUCGCCUUCCGAGUGGGACCACACGUGUCUACAGCAGAGCUCACGGUAAAAGUGCCACCUCCAGUCUUUAAGGAGAAAUUACAGAGCACAGAAUUGCAGGAAGAAGAAACCGCCACCUUCCACUGUGAGGUCUCCCAGCCUAAUGUUACAGUGCAGUGGAAGAAAGGUGCCCAGGUGAUUUCCCCAAGCUCCAAAUAUGAAAUCAGGCAAGAGGGAACAAUCCAUACUUUAAAGAUUUAUCACUUAAAACCAGAAGACUCGGGCAAAUACACCUGUGAUAAUGGAAACGAGCAAACGACGGCCACUUUAACUGUUAAAGCGUUACCAGUGAUCUUCACACAACCGCUCCAGAACCAGCAAGCUGAAGAAGGUGGCACCGUCACUUUGAGUUGUGAAAUCUCAAAACCAAAUACCACUGUGCAGUGGAAGAAGGCUGGGACAGUGCUGCGACCAAGUGACAAGUACAAGAUGCGCCAGGCCGGGUCUGUGGCUGAGCUAACGAUUCGCAACUUGAAGGAAGCUGAUGCUGGGGAAUACGUGUGCGAUACAGGGGACCAGCAAACCACCGCAGUUGUGCACAUGAAAGAACCAGCAGCAACCAUAGUGGAGAUGCUGAAGGAUGUCACUUCAUAUGAAGGAGAAGAUGCAGUGUUUGAAUGCAGGCUGUCGCGGGAAACAACUCAGGAUGCUCAGUGGUUCCUGGGAGAUGUUCCCUUGCAAUCCAACGAAAUGAAUGAGAUCAGAGUCCAAGGGACGCGUCACACUUUGAUCCUGAGAAAGGUGACACUAGAAGACUGUGGGCCUGUCAGUUUCAAAGUCGGGCAGCAUACCUCAGGAGCACAGCUAACUGUCAAAGUUGCUCCAGUCACCUUUGUAAAGGCUCUCCACAAUUUGGAGCUGCAGGAGGGCAGCACAGCUCAACUGUGCUGCGAGGUGUCCAAGCCUGACAUCCCCGUGGAGUGGAAGAAAGGCACGUCUGUGAUCCACUCCAGCCAGAAGUGCAGCAUCAAGCGGGAGGGGAAUGUGCACACACUGGUCAUUCACGAUUUGAACCGUGAGGACUCAGGAGAAUACAGCUGCCACACGGCUGAUGGCAAGACCACAGCCAGGCUAGAAGUUAAAGCCCUACCUGUGCUUUUCAAACACUGGCUGAAAAAUGAGGAGGUGGAGGAAGGGCGCACAGCCGUGCUGCACUGUGAGCUGACGAAGCCCAACGCACCCGUGGAGUGGAGGAAAGGAAAUACCGUGCUGCACUCAAACGACAAGUAUGAGAUCCGACAAGAGGGGACACGUGUUGAGCUCUUCAUCUAUGAUGCUGAGGCUCAGGAUGCUGGGGAUUACACGUGUGACUCGGGGGAUCAACAGACCACUGCAUCACUGCAAGUCAAAGUACUACCCGUGCUGUUUAACGAAGAACUGAAAAAUGUGGAGUCUGAAGAAGGGGGAACAGCUGUCUUGCACUGUGAGAUCUCCAAGCCAGACGCCCCUGUUGAGUGGAGAAAAGGAGGGGUCGUCAUUCAGCCCAGCGACAAGUAUGAGAUGAAGCUGAAGGGCCACAUUGCUGAGCUGAUCAUCCAUGGUGUGGAGCCUGAUGACUGCGGGGAUUAUACCUGCAGCACUGGAUAUGAGAUCACCACAGGUUCUGUGUACGUGCAAGAAGAAGAAGCAGUCAUAGUUUCUGGUUUAAAGAACACAGACGUCUUUGUGGGUGAGUCGGCCACGUUCACCUGCGAGCUCUCACAACCGGGCGUGAAGAAUGUACAGUGGUGGCUCGACGGAUGUCCCCUUCACAACAACUUUGUGACUGAAAUCUCUGAGCAGGAUGGGAUAAUCCACACUUUAACGUUAAAUGAUGUGGCGUGCCACGACUCAGGCACUGUCACCUUCAGAGCUGGGUCUCUUAUAUCUACCGCUAAAUUAUUAGUCAAAGAUCCAACCAUUGAAGUGGUCAGUCCCAUGCAGGACAUAACUGUUGAUGAAGAUGGCACAGCAGAGUUCAUAUGCCAGUACUCUAGGCCAGUGCACGCCAUAUGGAAGAAAAAUGAUCAGGAAAUACAUGCAGAUGGGCAGCGAGUGAUUAUCAAUCAGGACUGGAAUGUAAGCAUGCUAAUAAUUAAACCUACGGUACCAGAAGACAGUGGCAUCUAUUCUUGUGAAGCUGAAGGCACUAAAGUGAUGGCUGCACUUGAUGUUCAAGCCAAGAACAGCAUUGUCCAGGGCCUGGAGAAUGUGGAAGCAGUGGAAGGAGGAGAAGCCCUGUUUGAAUGCUACCUUUCCAAGCCCGAGUGCUGCGAUUACAACUGGCUGAUUGACGACGAGCCUGCCAAAACUACAGAAAACACUGAGAUGGUGUACUUUGAAAAUGGGCUCAGGCAUCUGCUGCUGCUCAAGAACCUGACUCUCCAGGACAGCUGCAGGGUGACUUUCAUGUGCAGCAACGCCGUGACCUCAGCCUUCCUGACGGUGAAAGGAUGGCGCCUGAAGAUCUUGCAGCCUCUCACUGAUGUGGAAGUCUGUCCGGGGGAGAAAGCUACAUUUAGCUGUGUUCUAAGUGAAGCUGUGCCAAUUAAUGAAGUUACCUGGUAUAUUAAUGACAUGGAGAUCCAGUCAAAUGAGGACUGGGAGGUACAAGCAGAUGGAAACAAAUACAAACUUAUUUUGAGAAAAGCUCAACCACAUCAUUCAGGAGAGGUGACCUUUGCUUCCAGGGAAAUAAUUGCAUCAGCCAAGUUAUCUGUUAUAGCCCACCCUGAUCCCCCCGAAGAACCAGAAGUUUUAAGUAAGAACAGUCACUCUGUAACUCUGUCUUGGUACAAGCCUCUGAGCGACGGUGGUUGCGACAUCCUAGGCUACAAAGUGGAGAGGAAAAUCCCAGGUAUUGGCUGGCAGUCAUGCAGCAAGGGCAUUAUUCCAAACACGGAGUUUGUCGUGGACGAUCUCACCCCAGGUGAACCCUACAGAUUCCGCGUCUCGGCUCUAAACAAAGUUGGGGCCAGCGAGCCGGUGCACUUCCCUCAAAUGGUGCAGCUAGAACCUACAGUUACAGUCACCCAUCCUUUGGUGGGAGGAUCAGUCUCAGAAGGGGACGUGGCUCGCCUGGAGUGCAUAUUAUCAAGUGAAAUCAAAGAGAGUGUGACAUGGCUGAAAGGAAAAGAACAAAUACACGCUGGAGGGAGAUAUGAAAUCAUCUCUGAUGGAAAAAAGCAAAUACUCAUUAUUCAUGCCUUUAAACCUGAAGAUCAGGACACAUAUACCUGCAUAGUUUCUCCACAAGUCAAAUCUGUUGCCAGCUUGUGUCUUGAAGUGCCUACAGUGACACUGCUAAAAGAGAUCGCCAGGGAAGCGCCCCCUGCAAGCCAACAGGAAGAGCUGGUGGAUGGCCAUGCCCAGCCCAGGCUGCCCCCUGAGGCUGCACAGGAGGGAGACCUCCACCUCCUCUGGGAAGCUCUGGCCAAGAAACGCCGGAUGAGCCGAGAGCCCACCUUGGAUUCCAUCAGUGAGGUGCCUGAAGAGGAUGAGAGGCUCCAGAAGCUGAGGAAGGAGGAGGCAGAGAUGUCUCACUAUUACUCGGAGGAGUACUCCACAUGUGAUGAGCUGGCCAGGACAGGAGAAGCAGAUUUGUCCUUCACAAGCUCAGAUGAUGAGUCCAGAGCUGGGACUCCUUCACUAGUGAACUACCUCAAGAAAGCUGGAAAGAGAAGUGUAAGUGUUACUACCAAGGUUCAGUCCGUCUCCACAGGCAAAUUAUGGAAACAGUGGGAGAAAUCCAGUGCGGAGUCUGUUGUGGCUUCCACAGCUGCUAAGCCAGCUGAACCAGAAAUAGCAGAUUUAGAUGAUCCUUCCAUGAACAAGGCUGCUGUGAAGAUCCAGGCUGCUUUCAAAGGCUACAAAGUCAGGAAAGAGAUCAAGCAACAAGAGUGCCCCGUGUUUACUGAGACCUUCAGGGACUUCUGUGGAGAGCCUGGAAGCACUCUCCACCUUGAGUGCGUGGCCCACAGCAAAACCGACAUGAAAGUCCGUUGGCUGAAAGAUGGGGAAGAACUUUCAGAUGGUCGCUACUAUCACAUAGAUAAUUACAGUGAUGGGACCUGCUCUUUGAUCAUCACUGGCCUGGAUAGGAAAGAUGCAGGUAAAUACACCUGUGAGGCAUCCAAUAAAUUUGGGAAGGUUUCACAUAGUGCCAAGGUGGUGAUUGGCACUCAGGAACCUCAAGUGCUUCGUAAGGAGAAGCAAAUUAAACAAAGCACUGAUAGUGAGACAGAGAGCUCCUCUGGCAGCGAGCUGGAUGAUGCUUUCCGUAAAGCAGGAAGGAGACUUCAUAGACUUUUCAGGGCCAAGAUCUCAACGGAGAUAUCUGAUGUGGAGGAAGAGCUCUUUGUCAGUGCGGAUGAAGGGGACAUAGAUGUGGUUGACCAUCAGACAUAUCGUGAGGAUGACCAAUACAUUUACAUCAAGUUUGAAAUCUUGUCCGAGGCAAAAACUGCCGCCACUCGUUUCAGAGAGAUGUUCGGUGCUCUGGGAAUUCCUGUGGAGAUUGACAUUUUAGAACAGGGCCCUAAGAAAAUUGAAUUGCGUAUUGGGAAAGCAACACCGCCCACCCAUGGGAAGUUUGCACCACCAGUAAUAAGACCACCACCACCUUUGCUGACUUCUGAUACAGCUCCCAUGUUCAUGACUGAACUCCAGAACCAAGAGGUACAAGAUGGAUAUCCUGUCAGCUUCGACUGUAUUGUUGUUGGCAAACCCCUCCCCACAGUUCGCUGGUUCAAGGAUGGGAAAGCUAUUGAAGAAAAUGAUCAUUACAUGAUCAACGAGGACCAGGAGGGGUGCCAUCAGCUGAUCAUCACAGCUGUGGUCCCCACUGACAUGGGCGUUUAUCGUUGCCUUGCUGAAAACAACAUGGGAGUUGCUUCAACCAAGGCUGAGCUUCGAGUGGACUUGACCAGCACUGACUAUGAGACAGCAGCAGAUGCAACAGAGACUUCUUCUUACUACAGUGCCAAAGAAUAUAUUUCAAGUCGAGAACAGGAGGAAUCUACCACUGAAGAGGAGCAAUUGCCCCAGAUCCUCGAUGAACUUCAUGAUAUUCAUGUGGCACCUGGAGCACCACUGGCUAAAUUCCACCUGAAGGUGAAAGGGUACCCAGAGCCUCGUCUCUAUUGGUUCAAGAAUGGACAGCCAUUAAAGACCUCGGAUCGUAUCCUGAAGAUCGACAAAAGGGAAUUUCACUCACUGGAAAUUCUCAAUGUCACUAAGUCAGAUGCUGGCCAAUACUCAAUAUUUCUCAUCAACUCUGCUGGUUCUGCAUAUUCAUCAGCCAGGCUGGUAGUCAAAGAUCCUGAUGAGAAAGAAGAGCCAGGAACAGAUUCCCAUGAGCAGCUGAUACCACCAAGGUUCCUAGAAAGAUUUACUAAUAAAAAGGUGAAGAAGGGUGCCAGCAUCACAUUAUCUGUAAAAGUUGAAGGACAUCCACCACCAACUAUUACUUGGCUGAAAGAAGAGUCUCAGGAAGACAUCCUAUGGAUCAAACCAGAUACUCCUGGAUAUAAACUUGCCAGUUCAAAUAUGCAUCACAGUCUAAUCCUGUUGGAUGUUAAAAAGAAGUACAGUGGAGCUUAUACAUGCAUUGCUACCAACAAAGCUGGCCAGUCCAUCUGCACUGCCAUCCUAGAAGUUGCAGACGUGAAAGAAGCUGAAGUUCUGACCCAAGAGCGCGUGAUGGUAUCAGAAGCCAUAAUGACCACGCUGGGAGCUGUUCAUCCCUCUGAAGGAGAUCUUGAAGCUGGUAGGGAAGGUGUACCCAAAACCCCUAUUUCAUUAGCUGAUGUUGGAACAGAAGAGUUCUUCCAGAAACUCACCUCUCGUAUCUCAGAAAUGGUAUCUGCAAAAAUAAGCCAGGCUACACUUCGAGUGCCAGGUGCAGAAAGUGAUGAGGAGUCAAAAACUCCCUCUGCAUCUCCUCGGCAUGGACGAUCCAGACCUUCAUCCAUUGCUCAGGAGUCCUCAUCUGAAUCUGAAGAUGGGGAUUCCAGAGGAGAGAUCUUUGAUGUCUACAUGGUCACAGCUGACUAUGUGCCUGCUGCACCUGACAAGGAGACCAUCACUUUGAAGGAAGGCCAAUAUGUGGAAGUCCUUGAUUCAGCUCAUCCUCUGAAGUGGCUGGUCAGGACUAAACCCACAAAAUCCAGCCCCUCUCGACAGGGUUGGGUAUCUCCAGCUUAUCUGGACAAGAAAUUAAAGUUGUCACCAGAGUGGGGAUCAACAGAAAUUCCAGAGUUUCCUGGAGAAUUUGUUUCUGAGGAUGAAUAUAAAAGGAAGCUAAGUGUUCUUAUUCAAGAACUAUUGAUCUCAGAAGAGGAUUACAUUCAGGAUCUACAGUUCCUCCAGACUCAUCACCUUAAGUACACUGAGGUCUGUCCCAAUGUCCCAGGAGCUGUUGCCAGUCAGAAAUCCACCAUCUUCAGAAAUAUUGAUGACAUUGCUCGCUUCCAUUCCAGUGUCUUCCUCCGAGGCCUGCAGAAAUGUGACACUGAUGAUGACGUGGCCAUGUGCUUUAUUAAACAUGAGGCAGAAUUUGAUAAGUACAUCCAGUACCUGGUGGGGCGGGUACAGGCUGAGUCAAUUGUUGUAAGCAAAGCUGUCCAGGAUUUCUACAAGAGAUACACAGAUGAAAUUUUAACUAAUGAAGAUCCCUCACAUCCACUUAUCCCACCACUGCAGCAUUAUCUGGAAAAACCCAUAAACAGGAUCCAGCAGUAUCAGACUAUUAUCAAGGAAUUAAUCCGAAACAAAGCAAGAAACAGCCAAAAUUGUACUUUGCUGGAGCAGGCUUAUGCCAUUGUGUCAGCACUCACCCAAAGAGCAGAAAACAACCUUCAUGUCUCACUCAUUGAGAAUUACCCAGGGACUUUGGAAAGCCUUGGUGAACCUAUCCGACAGGGCCACUUCAUUGUGUGGGAAGGAGCUCCAGGAGCUAGAAUGGCAUGGAAAGGACACAAAAGACAUGUCUUCCUGUUCAAGAAUUACAUUGUGAUCUGCAAACCGAAACGAGACACAAAGACAGACACCUACAGUUACAUCUUCAAGAACAUCAUGAAGCUGAACAACAUAGAUGUGAAUGACGUCGUGGAAGGGGAUGACCGCGCGUUUGAGAUCUGGCACGAACGGGAAGAUUCAGUCCGCAAGUACCUCCUUCAGGCGCGUACAGUGAACAUCAAGAACUCCUGGGUGAAGGAGAUCUGUGGCAUACAGCAGCGAAUCAGCCAGCCUGUCUGGAUACCUCCAGACUUUGAGGAAGAACUGGCAGACUGUACAGCUGAGCUGGGAGAGACAGUCAAGCUGGCUUGCAAAGUUACAGGAGCUCCUAAGCCAUCUGUCAGCUGGUACAAAGAUGGAAAGCCAGUGGAGGUGGAUCCCCAUCACAUUAUAAUAGAAGAUCCUGAUGGUUCCUGUACGUUGAUCCUGGACAACCUAACAGGUGUUGACUCAGGACAGUACAUGUGCUUUGCUUCCAGUCCUGCUGGAAAUGCCAGUACCUUAGGAAAGAUCCUUGUUCAAGUGCCACCACGGUUUGUGAACAAGGUUAGAAGUGCUUAUUUUAUUGAGGGUGAAGAUGCUCAGUUUACCUGUACUAUCGAAGGAGCACCUAGGCCUCAAGUCAGAUGGUACAAAGAUGGUGUACUGCUGAAGGGCACAAGUAAAUACCAGACAUUCAGUGAACCACGGAGUGGCAUUCUAGUCCUGGUGGUCAAGAACCCUUCCAAUGAAGAUAUGGGACACUAUGAAUGUGAACUGGUGAACAGAUUAGGGUCAGCAAAAAGUGGAGCAGAACUUUACCAUCACACUGCUGCAGCCCUGACUCAGGACAGGAGAGGAGACCAAGCCAUUACCAUAGAAGGAAGGGCUUCCUCACAGCCAGCACUGGAGACUUCUGUCCAGGCCUCGCUUCAGCGUGCUGACCAGGAGAUCAAGACAGCUCUAAGGAAACUUGUGGACUCAGCAUCACUGCUUGUGACUCUUCCCCCGGGCGUACAAGGAGCCGGUGGCCAUGGCCUUCCUGGGCCCAUUCCCUCAGACCACUUGGGAGCAGCGGCCGGGCCUCCCGUUCACGAAGCCAGCACCCAAACCCAGACUGCUGGAGGGCAUGACAAAGCACAAAGGCAGAUUCUAGCUGAAGAACCAAGUGCACCAAAGCCCGGCCCUGGCCUUUCCCACGAAGAGGCAGCAGCUGGAGCUGAGAGCACUCAGGAGCGCACUGUUCCCAUUUCCAGAACAUCACCAGCUGCGGGGGCAGGAGACUGGUACAGAAGAGAAGGAGAUGUGGUCUGGGAUGUACACAGUGAAGUUUAUAUUGAGACCACAGAAAGAACUCGUGUGUACAAAACUGAGGAGAAGACCCCAACAAGUCCUCCCUAUAUGCAAGUGACAAUAGAGGACGUGCAGGUGAAUGCUGGGGAGCGUGCCAAAUUUCAGGCAGUCAUUGAAGGAACCCCUCAGCCUACUGUGUUGUGGUUUAAGGGCACUACACUGCUGACAGACAGCAACAGGCUCUAUCAAGGGAUGACAGGCACAACGUAUUUCUUAAUCCUGGACAACGUUGGCUCAGAAGAUGGUGGUGUCUAUACCUGUGUAGCCAAAAAUGCAGGAGGGGAGGUUUUGUGCAAAGCUGAGCUUGUUGUACAUGAAGCUAAGAAAGACCAAGCAGCAAAAAAAGUGGCCACCCGGAGAAAACUGCAUUCCCUGUAUGAGGUCAAGCAGGAGAUUGGAAGGGGCUGCUUCAGCUUUGUGAAACGAGUUGUGCAUAAAGGGAACAGAGUGUCUUGUGCUGCCAAAUUCAUCCCUCUGCGAAGCAAAACGAAGGCUCGUGCACAUCAGGAGAGGGAUAUUCUUGCCUCUCUGUCCCACGACAGAAUUACCAGGCUGCUGGAUCAGUUUGAAACACGGAAAACCCUGAUUUUAAUUCUAGAGUUGUAUCCUUUUCUGUGCUUCUUUUCCAAUGAGGCUGGGAAGUACUCAGUCAAAUUAUAUAUCAAGCAAAUUUUGGAAGGAGUCAAAUAUCUUCACGACAACAACAUCCUACAUUUGGACAUCAAGCCUCUGAAUAUCCUCAUGGUUUAUCCUGAAAGGGAAGACCUUAAGAUCUGUGACUUUGGAUUUGCUCAGAAGAUCACACCCUUUGAGCCUCAGUUCAGCAAAUAUGGGUCUCCAGAGUUCGUUGCCCCAGAAAUUGUUUCUCAGUCACCAGUGUCAAAAGCAACUGAUAUCUGGGCUGUUGGAGUCAUCACAUAUUUAAGCCUAACAUGCAAGUCUCCGUUUGCCGGGGAGAACGACAGAGGAACACUUCUAAAUAUCCAAAAUGGAGAAAUUUCAUGGACUACCCCUGAUUUUGUUCACCUGAGUGAAGAUGCAAAGGAUUUUAUAAAGUGGAUCCUACAGCAGCACCCCAAAGACAGGCCUAGUGCUUUGGACUGUCUUUCCCACAAGUGGUUCAUGCAUAAUAUCCCACUUGAAACAGCUCAUUUCAUUAACACCAAGCAGCUCAAAUUCAUUGUGACUCGGAGCAAGUGGCAGCGGUCCCUGAUGUGCUAUAAAUCCAUACUGGUGAUGCGAUCCAUCCCAGAAAUCCUGGAAGGGACUCACGACAACACCUCCCUGGCCAUCUCCCGGCAUCUGAUCGAAGAAAGCACUUCCUCCAGCACUAGCGGCUCCUCCUCAGACAACGAGAACUCGCACUUCCCCAAGAAGAGGCACUUUGGCUCCGCACCUGAACUGCACUUGUCCAUAUUUGAUGCACCAAGCAGCCAGGAGCCUCCAAAACAUCCACGUGAAGAGAAGCACUCCGAAAUCUCAAUCCCUCCAAUAAAACCCAUGAGGAAGAAGUACGCUGCAAUGAAAAGUGAAGUGAAGGACAAAUCACCUACAGAAAGCAAAGAGCUCGUGACAGGUAUUUUAAAAGAGCAGGAGGAGGGGCUUCAGCCCAGAAUUCGAGAUGAAAGAGCAGAGCGGUCCCAAAGAAGUGGUGCAGCUGAACCUUCAUCAGUGAAGACUUCCUCAGAAAAUGCAUCGGAUCUGUCCCAAAAACAAAAAGCAGACAUACUUUUACCUGAGAAGGACAAAACUGAAAAGGCUGGGGAUGGGACAGAAAAACCUGUGUGUGUUCCUAGACAGAGCGUCAUUAAAAGCACUUUUUACAGCCAAGCAGCUGAACUACCUGCAAGAACGCCUUCCUCACCCAGCAGGGAGCUCAGGAGGCACUUGGACAGAGCCAGAAGAACUUUCCGGAAAGCUGGAUAUUCAAAGGUGCCCCUCAGCGGUCUCCGUGAACCCCUCCUGGAACAGUUUGAACUGGAAGAAGAAGAAGGCAAGUCUGAUGAUGGAGAUGAUCACAGGGAAAGCUUGCUGGGUUCCUUGACCAAAUCAGCUUCGUUUGAUACCGCCAGGAAACCACCCCAUCCUGCUAUUGCUGGGUCUAGCCGGAGUCGUUCCCUGGAUGACUACAGGCUGAGGGCCUCGAGGUCAGUGAGGGAGCAAGACAUUUUGGAAGAAGACUGCGAUGUAACGGCCCAGGAAAGUUGCCCUGAGGGUAGCGAGCACUGCGACAUUUCUGCGGGGCCAGGCAAGGGAUGUUCUGCAGGCACUUCAGAGCAAGAGGACUUCAGGAGAGCCAGCAAGGAUCGUUCAGAAGAGCAGCUCUCUCCUUCCACACAUUGUGAGGGCAAUGGGUGCCCAGCUGUUUGUGCGCAACAGCUGGACAGACUUCCAGUGUCACCUCAAAGGAGCGAGAAUAGGAAACAUUUACUGAAGAAGUCAAAAGCUACUUACGUGGAGGAGGAAGCUGAAGAUUUGGAAGGCAAAAGCCCCAUUCUGUCUGCCCAACACUCAGAUGAUGCAUCAUCAGCUCAAAAACAUGAAAUCAAGAAGGAUAAGCCUCCCUCUGGCAGUGCUCCUGACGCUGCUUUUCAGGAGGGUGAGCAGGCCAUUUCGACAGUCCCGCAGUCAGAGACCACCUCCACGUCAGCCCAUGGCAGUACGAGAGGUGCGUUCCAUCUGCCCCAGGAGUCUGCCCGCAGCACUGACACCCAUCCCGAUCUAAAAGGCGAGGGCUUCCUCAUCAAAAGGACAGCCCCAGCUCCACCUUGGAAAGACAAAAGGCAGAAACAUUCCCAUGAGAGGCCUUCUGCUCACAGCGUUGUUGAGUCUGAUCUCAUGGAGCACGAAAGCUCUUCUGUUCUAAGAGGCCCACAGACAGAAAGUGAUUCACUUCCAGUGUGUAAAGAGAAAAGUCAGCAACUUUUCGACCAAAGCAUUCCAGCACCUACUGGUGUGGAGGGCAAACAGCCAGGUGUCCCAUCAGCUCUGCAAACAGCUGGUGAACAUGCCCGCCAGAAGCCAGAGACCUACAAAGAGGUGAGAUCUGCUGUCCUGGAGGAUGAAGGACCAAGUAUUGCAGAGAUUGCUCUACUUUCAGCCCACGGUGGUGAAAGUGAAGCCCACACAAAGGCUUCUGUUCACGCAGACACGACAUCAGCCAUCCUACAGGGUGAGCACCCUGUUGUUUCAAAAGUCCUGCCACCAAAACCGACGAGAACUGCCAUUGCUGACAGAGCACGGCACGCUGAAAGGGAGCAGCCAGCUCACAGCAAGGAGAGGCUGGCUGCUCUGAGGAGUGAAGGUUCAUCUGUUCCCAGUUCGGUCUGUGAAGCUGAAAUCAGGGGAGCCCAGAAGGCUUCUCGGGGCAGCGACAUGGUGUCUGCUGCUCUGGAGGUCAGGCACACAGCUAUAGCUGUUACAUCCCAAAAUACUGCUCUCCGUUCAGUCUAUGAGAGUGAAAAGCAAGAACAUGCAAGGGCAUUGCUUCACAGUGAGGUGAGAUCUGCUGUCACGAUGAGUGGAAGCCCAGAGGUGGGACAGAAUUUGUCUGCUCCUUGCCCCAAGCUUGGAAGCCAGGCGUUUGAGCAGCACAAGGCCGUCUAUCCUGGUGGCAAAGGUUCUGCUGCUCUGGAGGGCAUGCGCCCAGGUAUUUUAAGUGCUCCACAACCAGACAUUCAGUCUCCAGCUUCAGUCUAUGAGCUAGAAUAUGAGGAACAUCUAAAGGUUUGUGGUGAGGGGAGAGACAUUGCCUUAGAAAGUGGAAGCUGUGAUGAUGGAAAAACCGUCCCACCACUGCUCCACAGGGAUCAAGGUCAGGAGCUCUCCCAUCACAGGUCUUCUUUUUACAGCGAUGAGGAGUCUGCUGUGCUGGAGGGCUUAGUGGACGAGAUGGUUUCCCUCUCUGAAGAGAUGAAUGUUUGGGCAGAGUCAGUUUCUGGCCAGGAGGAAUGCAGAAAGCACAUCCCUCCUCCCACAGAGAUGUUCUACAAAGGCCCGGAUAGCCAAGCACCCAUGGACAGCUCCUGCCCUUCUGUACGAGGGGGUAAAAGAGAAGUCUCUGAGCUGGAUGACCUCGCAGAACCCUACCUUGCUGUGAGCGAGGAGUCAGAGGUACCAAAAGGGCAGGGGGUGCAAACGGUUCCCCAUGAAUGCGAACAGCUGGAGGACUUGGCAUUCGAGAGCCUCAGUUCUAGCCAAGCAAGCAUUUCCCCGACGGAGAGCUUGGAUGCCGAGAAAACACCCAGUGAAGUGCCUGUGAGCAAGGGCACCGGCAGACACCCAGAAGUUUCUUUAGUGAAAAUUAAAGACCUGUCAGAUGAGGCGCCCGGUCCGGGCAGCGGAACUCCAAAACUCGACAUAUCAGAGGUGGAGCCUGCCUAUUUGAAUUUCUCUGACUUGUAUGACAUUGUCUAUUUUCCGUUUGAAUUCAUGAACUUUAGGAAGCCUCCGCCCAAACCAACGGGUAGGCGGUUUAUACCUUUCAGUGAAAGGGCAAGGGCAAGGUCACCUCCUGCAGGACACGUGCAUGAGGAUAAAAGACUGUGCAUCAGAGAGGAGGCAGAAGGAAAGAACAGGAAGCACCAUUUGGAAAUAUCUGAGGAUUCAAAGGCAGCUAACCUCUUAGUCAUGGGAAAAGCAUCAGAGAGCCAUAGGGAAAUGUAUGGACCCCAAAAGGACUCAAGUGGCAAGCAGAAAAGCUCCUUCUACAGCAAGGCAGGACUCUUUAAACCCUAUGGAAGGUCUCACUCAGUGGAGCAGUCAGUGGAGCAAAGUCUGAAGAGGAAAGUAAAAGCUUCUGUCGCCCAUAUUUCAAGAAUCCUAAAAGGAAAGAUAUCGCCAGAGCCAGAAGAAGAGUUCGGUGAGCUGGGGAGUGAGGUAACAGAAAAAGAGCCCUUAACAGGGGCUGAAGGAUCUCUGAAGUGGAAAUCAGGACUCGCUUCCUUCAAAUUAUCAAGCCUCAUGCCAAAAGAGAAAGCGCCUUUGUUCGUUGAAGAGCUCCUAGACCAGGCUGCUGCUGUAGGACAGUGCGUAACUCUGUCAUGCCGGACGGCAGCUCACUCCUCCCUGCACAUCAACUGGUUCAGAGAUGGGAUACCUGUCCACAGCAGCAGUCGGAUCCUCAUCUCAUCCACACUCAAAAACUUCCAGCUGUUAACUAUUCUCUCUGUCAGCGCCGAUGAUUUUGGCAUUUACACCUGCGUGGCCACCAACUCCCUGGGUUCAGCAUCUACCUCUUGCAUGAUAAGAAAAGCAGAAGUUCCUCCCAGCCCUCCGCCUCCUGACAUCGUGGAGGUCUACGAGGAUGGAGUGCAGGUGGUCUGGAAACCCGUGGAAACCAACACCCCUGUCCAUUACACCAUCCAGUGCAAGAGUGAAGGUGGGGACUGGACAACUCUUGCUGCUGACAUUGCUGACUGCUGCUACUAUGCCAAAAAUCUCUCCAAGGGAUUUACCUACUGCUUCAGGAUUGCCUGCACCAGUAAAGCAGGCAUGGGCCCUUACAGCAGCCCAUCUGCCCAAGUGAAAAUCAGCGGGAAGGAUCAAAUGGAGCUUUAUGCUGCGAUGAAGAGCUUCCCAACAGCUGCUACUGAGGAAGAGAGUGAAAUAAUCACACCAUCCGAACCUUUCCCAACCUACCAGACCUAUGCCUUCCAAACAGAAAUCAAAAGGGGGCGUUUCAGCAUCGUCCGACAGUGCAGGGAAAAAGUUAGCGGCAAGACUUUAGCUGCUAAAAUUAUCCCUUACUGGCAAGAGGACAAGCAGACUGUGCUCCUGGAGUACCAAGUCCUGAGGAAGCUUCACCACACAAACAUCGCUCAGCUGAAGGGAGCCUAUGUCAGCCCGCGGCACCUGGUGCUGAUCCAGGAGAUGUGUGUGGGACCAGAACUGCUCCACUCCUUGGCAUUACGGACAUCGUACUCAGAAGUGGAGGUCCGAGAUUACCUGUGGCAGAUCCUCAGUGCAGCUGAGUACCUCCAUGCGCACAGCAUCCUGCACCUGGAUCUCAGGUCUGAAAACAUGAUCAUCACCGAGCCCAACCUGCUGAAGCUCCUGGAUUUUGGCAACGCACAGUUCUACACGCAAGACAAGGUUAUUACCAUGGACAAGUGCUUGGACUAUGUCGAAACCAUGGCUCCAGAACUGCUGACAGAGCAAGGAGCCAUCCCGCAGACUGACAUCUGGUCCGUCGGAAUCACAGCGUUCAUCAUGCUGAGUGCCAACUACCCUGUCAGCUCCGAUGUGCCCUGCGAGUUUCUGCGAACAAUGAGGAAGGGGAAGGUGAAGCUCACGCGGUGCUACGCGGGUCUCUCCGGAGGAGCCGUGUCCUUUCUCCAGAGCACACUGUGUGCAAAUCCCUGGGGAAGGCCGUCAGCCUCCGAGUGCCUUCAGAGUCCUUGGCUCCAGGAGACCGGUCUGGACAACAGACAGCAAGCGCUGGUUACCUUCCCCACCACCAAACUGAGGAAUUUCCUCACUGAACGAGAAAAGAAAAGGGGCCUGCUGUGCUCCAAGUACGGCCUCAUGAUUGCCCAGUGAAGGGGACGUGCCGACGGACAGGAAUGGUGUCCCUCUCCCUUUCUGCACCCAGCGUUUGGUACCAAAGGGUACCGUUGAGUUACUGUGCAUCACCUGAGCUGGGCUGGCUGCCUGGGGCUGUGCACAUCACUCUCUGUGAGUGCAAUUUAGCGUAACUGAGCAAAUGAAUCCACGUUACUCGCAUUGCCAUGUGGUAAGAACAGAAAUACAGGCUGUUAAUGUGGCUCAGCUGACUAACAGUAACUUGACGGUACGUGACACUCAGCUCCAUGCUUCCAGGAAUAACCGGGAAAGGUUUGCAUAGCCAUUUCUGAGGGGGACUAGCCCCAAGCAGCUUUGCAAAUCCUUCCCUGAGGUCAGAGAGACUCCCUGUGUGCAAAUACCAGGCCCUGACUUCUGCCCCUGGCCCCAGGAUGUCACCGCCAGACACUUGGACACGUUACUCACCUGCUUGUCCCCCGGUAACCACUGCAGCAAGGUCUGAGUGCCUGGUGCGCGCCUCACCUGCCUCGGAUCCCAAAGAAAACGGUGACCACUUGUGACGGGAAAAUAUCUGAUGUGGAGAGGACUCAGGGAGGGUGAUAGGAGACUGGGGGAAGGAGUCGGGGUAAAUAAGACAGAAAGAUUCAUCGUGGGGAAAUAGUGAGCAGUUGUGGGGUAUUAGACAGCAGUGUGUCUGGAGGCUUCAGAUGUGGAGGUCCAACUGGAUAAAGCCCUGGGCUGACCCUGUGUUGAGCAGAGUAUUGAUCUAGAGACUCGUGAGGUCCCUCCCAGUGUGACUUGUCCUGUGACGCCAUGUCCUUGCCACGUGCCAGGCACAAGGAGCAGUGGGAGUCUGACAGCACCAUCGGCAGCUGGGCUCAGCACGCCACACACUUGGCCGAGUUCUCCACCAUCCACACGGGGCCUGACCCAAGACUUAAGCCUGGGGUGGAGAAGGGCUGUUGUGGAGCAAGAGGAGGCUGCAGUGGGGAGGUGUGGUACGUGUGUGACAGUGGUGUCACAGGGGAGAUUUGAACCUUACUUUGUCUGUGAGGAAACCCUUUCCAUCCCACGUCACCAAGAAACAACAGAGCCGCUCUCUGUGAGAGCAGCCUGGUAGCACAGGGUGUGUGCAGGGCGGGCAAUGGCAACAGGGCUUUCCAGCCACUGUGCACGUCUUAUCCUCACCCUGCAUAGCUUGCUUGGCUUUGAGAAGAGUUAUUGUUCUCCCUGAGCCCCAAGUCAACCCUCCGUGGCAGCUCCUGCUGUCAUAGAGCUCACCAGCCCUCCAAGGGCAUUGUUGUUGCUGCAGAGCUGACUCUGCUUCUCAAAGGGUUCAGCGUGAGUAAACUCCACAAAACAUGAGUUUUUUGGAUGUGUAUUUGAAGUUUCAUAUUAGACCUAGAUGACCAACUUACCCAUCACGUAGGAUCUUGCAGAAAUCCCUCACCUGGCUUACGGUUUGCCUUAGAGACACGUUAAAGAAUAAACGUACAGACACAGCUCUUGGAGAAACCAAGCUGUGAUUUCAUGUCUGUGCAGCUUUGGGAAAGACGUUCACCAUGAGGGGGAUGCUGGCCCAUGGAGGAUUAGUUGUAUAUCUUUCCUGACAAGCAGGGCUAAAACAAACACAUGCAGCAAGCCUUUUCUGAGCACAUCCAAGAGCCGGGAAGCGGUGGUGUGAUCACCGGGCCAGUUCAUUGCAGCAAAGUCUCUGCCUUGCUUUGCUGCCCAACAAAAACACUGCUCUGUCCCUCCUGGCUUCACAAAGGUCUGGAUUUGUGCAUUCUGCCUGCCACAGGAUAGUUCUGCACACGCUGUGACGUGCUGGGAACGGCUCAGCACAGGACAGCAAAGGCAGCACACACAAGUGACCGUGACCUCAUUACAUGCAGGCUUUGCACCACGAGGGAUUUUGCCGCUUUGAAGCCCAGCUGUCAUUUUCCAGGGAGGUUCACCUACCACGAGACGUGACACCAGCAGCAUUGGCAAAUGCUGGGGGUUUUAUUUCUUCCGAAAAGUCCAGAGCAACCUAAACUGGACUCUUUCUUCCUCAAGAUCUGCUGAGGAUUGCUUGCCGUCACGAAGGACGGCGUUAGCUGUGCCAUUGCUUCGCACGUAUAACCUCUGUUCCUGUGAGCUUCUCUGGUGUGAAUGAGGUACCUACGGGUACACUUGGGUUUCCUGAGCUUUCCCCACAAGCAGCAUGUAAGCAGAGGCUUUCUCAGAGCCACGUCUCACUCUCCUUAGAGGGACGAGCAUGGGAAAUCAGUUUCUAACGUGUUACAGUUUAGUACUAGACGUGAUGCUGUUUCACCAGUGGUGGUCUUUUCCAACGCGUUUAACCUGUGUUGUCCCAGACCUGAAGCAUGCAGCAUCACAGCUACUUCUCCUGCAUGGUGUGCAGAGUGAACUGGGAGCAAAGGAGCUUUCACUGUGCUGUGGAGAGCAAACACUGAUUCAACAGAUUGUAAAACUUUGAAUAGCAAGGUAAUAUUUUCCUCACAAUGCUCUACAGAAGAGAAAGCCAAGGCUUUAGGGCCAGAUCCCAAUCCUGAGGGAGAGAGGAUUUAAGCAACACAGACAGCGUGACGAGGUCUGGCCACUAAACAUUUCAGGACCCUGGAUUCCUUCAAUUUAACUUCUUUUACAAACCCAGUAAGGUUUCUGUUGGCGCAUCUAGGUCUUCACUCUUGCUGGUAAGCGUUGGGAUGGAGUGCGCGGUGCCAGGGGACAGCCCAUCUACGCAUAAAACGUUGACUGCUGAUUAACCCAUUUGGAGCUUUCACACUUCCUCAAAUUAAGUGAUUUUUUUGCUUCUCACACUUGCAUGCAUUUGAGCAUGUCUGAAGUCUUUUCCAGACUCAAUAUUGUUUUGUUAACUUAACCAUUCUGACAAGGAAGUAAAGCCAAAUUUUCCUGCU